This is a messenger RNA of Zonotrichia leucophrys gambelii, 695 nucleotides long. Its product is annotated as HLA class II histocompatibility antigen, DR beta 4 chain-like. Bases 78 to 695 code for a protein of 205 amino acids. The record is from RefSeq and is a predicted model, not a curated record. Gene Ontology annotation, cellular component: MHC class II protein complex; membrane. Lineage: Eukaryota; Metazoa; Chordata; Aves; Passeriformes; Passerellidae. Gene Ontology annotation, biological process: antigen processing and presentation; immune response. The transcript has 3 exons.
GCCCGCCCUGCUCCGGACUGGCGCUCCCAGCGCAGCGCGGCUGCUUUGGGGCUGCUGCUCCCUGCCCGGCCCCGGCCAUGGGGCGAGGGGCGGCAGCUGGGGCCCUGCUGGUGGCACUGGUGGUGCUGGGAGCACCCCCGGCUGCGGGCACGGAGCUCUCGGCGGUGUUUCUGCACAUGGGAAGGCAUGAGUGUUACUUCAUUAACGGCACGGAGAAGGUGAUGUCCGUGCAGAGGUACAUCUAUAACCGGGAGACGUACGUGGUGUUCGAAAGCGACGUGGGGGUGCACGUGGGGUUCACCUCCUAUGAGGAGAGGUUUGCCAGGGAGAUUAACAGCGACCCGAAAUGGAUGGUGGAACAACGGACUGCGGUGGACUGGUACUGCCGGGGCAACUACGAGGUGAUUCGCCCGUUCACUGUGGCGCGCCGAGUGCCCCCCAGCGUGUCCAUCUCGCUGGUGCCCCCGUCGAGCUCCCAGCCCGGCCCCGGCCGCCUGCUCUGCUCCGUGAUGGAUUUCUACCCUGCUGCCAUCCAGGUGAGGUGGUUCCAGGGCCAGCAGGAGCUCUCGGAGCACGUGGUGGCCACCGACGUGGUUCCCAACGGGGACUGGACCUACCAGCUGCUGGUGCUGCUGGAAACCCCCCCCCCCGGCGCGGGCUCAGCUACAGCUGCCAGGUGGAGCACGUCAGCCUAA